UGAAAGUUCGAAACGGUCAACCACUGUGCGUCCAACCCAUACAUGCUACAACAACAAACAUCUUUAGGACGUUGAUUUAACGUUUGUUUUGGUAGCUAUUAUAGUGUAAGAAAGAAAGAUAACAUGACAGCGAAAGACCUUUUGCAGAUUGACCUGUAUGGUCUACUGGGUAUUAAAGGCACAGCGACAGCGAAAGAGGUGAGUGAUAGCUAGCUUGCUAACUAGCUAGCUACUGUAGAUAACUAACUAACGUUAACUAGCUAGCUUGCAAACUUUGACGCCUUGUGUAACUUAGUAUUAGGUUAGUUAGUUAGCUAACGUUAGUUGCUUUGAAGUUGGUACUUAAUAACAUAGCUAAUGGCCUCCUAUCUCUGCUCUUCCAAAAGGUGCUAGCACAGACGGCAGGGGUUAGUUAUAAAUAUUUGGUGCUAGUGGAUAUGUUAUACCAGCUAGCUCUGAUCCCGUCACGCGACGACAACAACGAGUUGCCUCUGCUGUGUUAGUAGAGGAACGCGCACUUAGCCUUGGACCAGAGCUACUAGCUAGCUAACUUAACUAGCUAGGUUGGUUAUGAACGUUAAUUACCUAAUAAUUGUAUUAGGUCAGAAUUUGUACAUAUGGAUAAUGUCAUUUGCAAUAUUUCUACCAAGCCUGUAGGUCCUGUGUGUUCUAAGUAAAGUAUCUUCAAAUGGCCACUAAGUGGCGGCAUAGUACCGUUCAAAAUUCAAUGUACCUAUAGAGCCAGCCAUUUAGGAUUUCUGCAGAUGUAGGUAGUAUCUGAAGGAGCAUGCAGAUGCAGUGCAACACCUCCUGGAGCAGAUGUCUUCUGAAAUGAUAAAUCAUGCUCUUAAGCCAAUGCAUCAUGUUGCCAAAAUUAGACUGCGGCUUCCUUAUCUAGCACUAUACGAAGCUCCUGUUUGAUUCUCCCAAGGGAUACCAACAAGUACCGGUUGAGCCAGCAUUUGGAUAAGUUCAAUAAACAAAUUGUCUUCCUCAAUAUCUCUUAUUGUUUGCAAAUCAUAAAUUGUACUGCAGUCUGCAUGUUAAACAAGUAUCAUGUUUGAUUGCUUGCUCAAACAAAAGGCUGCUCUACUUAAUUGAAACAGAAUGUAGCGGGUUAGUCUGAAUGACAUUAUGUGCAGACAUGGGUAUUUGGUUUGCUCCGGGAAGAUUCCCCUUUCCUUGUCCUCCAUUUUCCCUGCCCAUGCUCCAUGGGUGAUAGGCCUACGUGUGUCCCCCAAUCCAGUAAUUUUCACGACCACCUCCUUGCUAAGUUUCAAGCUCCUAAAAUCCGCAGGCCAGAAUGAAAUUAACAUUGCUGCCAAAUUGUGGGAAUAACUUAAUUUCUUAAUUGGAUUUCAAAGUCUCAUCCACCCCAGAGGAGUAUUUUAGGGAAAUUAGUGGUUGUGGCUUGGACAGAAAGAGUCACUGAAAUGGGGAGCCAAGUUUUGUGAGGUCUGCUGAUGGUCAGGAAAGAUGGUGAGCCGUAGUGCGUACACCAGUGCGUGUGUGGGGACUGGUAGGCCUUGAAACAAAGUGGUGCAAUCUAUGAAGACCGAUGUCAUAUGUCACAGUUGUUUUCUCCCACUGCUACACCAGGAGGACUGCUGUUUAUCAUUGAGAGAGGAAGUACUCCAAUAUCAUGUUAAUGUGGGCUUAGCAACAGCUUUUAAACCAUUCCCUGAUGAAUCUCGGCUUCCUGUUACUCCUCCUGAUUUGAAUUAUCUCUGUCGUUAUCUCUGGUUUUGAAAUUCCUCUCAUUUUGGAUUGCAGAUAUUAUAGCUAGGGUGCUGGAGCUGGUGGCUUGGAACCUGUGGUUUAUGCACAUCACUGAGUGAAUCAUUAUCUGGAGUUCUUUUUUACAUAGAUUUCUCCUGUAGCUGACACAGUUAAACAGGCCAGCUAUCACUUUUCAGCCACAUGCUCCUGCAUAUCAGCAGGGAUAAGAAGUGGCUGUUUUACCUACUAAGAGAACAGAGGAAGGGAAAAGACUGGACACAGUUUAGUCACCAACAUAUUCAAUAAGAUUCAGCUAUGUGGCUGCCUGGUGCUAUUUCUGUUGGCAAAUAAAGCACAAUAUAGCCUACCUAUAGCGUGACUGUUUUAUAUGUAGACACAAUCUAGCCGUCUGUCUGAGUUAUGUGCAGACAUUAUUCACCAGCAGAUGUCUUUGUGGACGUUAUCAUGACAGCACAGCGUUUACUUGUGGAGCUCCUUCCUCUCCUUCUCAUUGCUCUUCGUGUCUGGCUCCCUGACUGCAGUAACGUUAGGCCUCAGCGGCUAAAACAGCUCAUGGUACUGUAGCUUAGCUAGCUGUGGGAGUGGAGGGGAAUAGAGUGACCCCCUGCCAGGCUGGCUGCGUUUCACUGUGCAUCCUACCUUUGCGCUCUGCUGCCUGCAUCCAUGCAGAAGACACUUUCCUCGGGUGGGUGAGUAAUUCCGCUGGCCCUUGGCAGGCCCCACUCAUGCUAAUUGUAUCACUGUCCCAAACAAAUGUUCCUAUCAGGCGAGUUAUGAUCGGCUCAGGACGCAUUAUGUCUUAGUAGACACACACACACACAUUCACUUUAUACCCCCAACCUCUGUAGAUAUUUUAUAGUUUCCUUUUCUUUCUUCCCCCGCACCACUCCCUUCUCCUUCUUUCACUCCCUCUCUCUUUUUCUCUCUCUUUCUUCCUUGCAUGCAUUUUCUCCAGCAGAUAAUUUCCUAAUAAUGCCAGAUCAGUGUAAUUUAGGAGGAUGGCCCAAUUGCAGAGCAGGUAGCUAAUCAGCCACCCAUGUGGGUCCUGCUGUGGCUGUGUUGGGGCCAGUUGUCAGCUGUAAGAGGCACCACAGACGGGUAAUGAGUACAAGAUGUGGGCAUGCGGUAAAGACUGUGGCAUGCAGCGGGUGGCAGGGAGAGUCUGAUUUCACCAGGCACUAACUAUUAGGCUACUGUGUGCCUGCUGGUACUGUAAGUAAGUAGCCCACUGCUAAGGAGUGAGGGAUGGGCUUGAUUAUCAAAUCAAAUCGAAUGUUAUUUGUCACAUGCCCGAAUACAACAGGUGUAGAUGUUACCGUGAAAUGCUUGCUUACGAGCCCUUCCCAACGAUGCAGAGUUGAAAAAUAGUCACACAGAAAUAAUUAAAUACACAAGAAUGGAGCUCUAUACAGAGAAUACCAGUACCAGUUCAAUGUGCAGAGGUACGAGGUAUUUGAGGUAGAUAUGUGCAUGAAGGCAGGGUAAAGGGACUAGGCAUCAGGAUAGAUAAUAAUACAAGUAAAAUAAAGAACAGAGUAGCAGCAGCAUAUAAUGAGUGUAAAAGUGUGUGUGUGUAUGUGUUGUGUCGGAAUGCAUGUGUGUUAUGUGUGUGUGCGUAUGCAGUGUUUGUGAAUGUGUGUGGGUUUUGUGUGAGAGUGUCAGUGUAGUGUGUGUGUGUGUGUGAGUGAGUAUAUAGACAUGUAUAGUCUUGUGAGUGUGCAUAGAGUCAGUGCAGAUAGUCCUGGUAACCAUUUUAAUUAAGGUAAUUUCCAUGAAAAGUACCCAUGAGCACCAAUGUGAAGUUCAUAGGAGCAUAUGAAAUUGGGUGUCAAAUGAAAGCUAAGAGUCUAUAUUUUUGAGAAAUUAAGGCAUAUAUAAAUUUUUCAACCAUUUUCCAUCCUAAAAAUUUGGAAUAAGCAAAGGCUUUGAUUUCUGGUCAAACAGAUGGAAAAGGGGUCUUAGAAAACAUCUACCUGAAAAAGUCUUAAAUUCAGUUACCAAAACCCCAUAUAUUUUAAAGCUAUUUUCUAAUUUCUUUCCCUCAUGAGAAGGGAGGUUAAUGAAAAUUCACAGAAGUAACAAGUAAAGGUAGACCUAUCAAUUAGUUAGUGUUUUUACUAAUAUCAAUUUUGUUUAUGAAUUAUUAAGUGAUUAAAACUCAAAAUUCUGUUUCUAAAUCAGUAACGUAAUUUCUGCAAUUGAAUUUGCUACAAUGGGAAAUCAUGGUAGUCACAAACCACAGUUUGGUUCACAAGUUUAGACAGCGCAGCACAGUAGAGUAUAGUGUUGUCACAAUACCAGAAUUAUGACAUCGAUACCGAUACUACAGUAGGUUUAAUAUCACAAUACUCGAUACCAUCAUGAUACCACAGCAGAAAAAGAAGGCCUAUUAGCCUAACUCACAGAAUGGCACUUUAUCCAGACAGAUCUUUUGAGUUCCAUAUCAUUACAUUUUAAAUGUUCAAUGUUUGAAUGUAUCAAUUAUACAAUCAUGCAGUCAAUUUGACUUUUUUAAAUCUUUUUUUUAACCAAUCUAACUACAUAACAUAAUGGUAAUAAUUUGUUUAAAUGGUAAGUCUCUUGAUAAACUGGGUAAAUCAAGAUGUAGCCAAGGCCUAUUCACAAUACAGGUGAAUUCAUAUUCAAUAGGAGUGUGUGCGUGCAUUGAGUUAUUGAGCUGAUUUCAUGGGUCUACAGAUGAAAAACAAUCUGUUUCCCCAUCAUUUGGGACUUAUUUUAUUGUACUGAUCAGCAACAUUUGCAUAGAAGAAGCAAUCUCUUAUUUUAUAAAAGUGCGCGCUGUCUCACUCACUCAUGUUCGAGCUCGAGCAAAGAUGAUCUUGACUGGGAGAGACGUGAGGCGGGGGAGACAAAGUUAAUGAAGAACGUUUUUGGUCACAAUCACCUUUGAAAUCAGCAAAAUUUUACAUUAUGGUUAGCAUAUUAUCACAAGGUACUAGGGUAGGAAAUUGAUCUUAGCUUCAGCUGUAAGCUAGCAAGGAAAGUUAGCGUACAAAGCUGGAAGCUACCUGUAUCCUCUUGCAUUGUAAAGUGUUCUAGCCUGUAAUGGACAUUUUGGCGAACAGUAAUUAAGUUUCAACAUUUCUACAUGCCGUGUUGCAUUAUUCAAGUGUCUUAAAGCUGCAAUAUGUAAGUUUUUUUGGGCGACCUGACCAAAUUCACAUAGAAAUGUGAGUUAUUGAAAGCAAGUCUAAGAAGCGGUACAUCUGUUCUAUGUGCACUAUUUCUAUGCUUCCCGUUUUAAAGUUUAGUUUUUGCGUCUUUUACUUUCGGUUUUGUACAUAAGCUUCAAACAGCUGAAAAUACAAUAUUUUGGGGUAUGCGGUUUAGAUGGUACAAUGAUUUUCUACACUAAACUUGCUUGUUUUGUCACAAAAACGGAAAUUAGGCGAACUAUUAGAAUUUUAGCAACCAGAAAAUGGCAGAGCAAUUUCUGCAUAGUGCAUCUUUAACUUCUGUGCAGCAUAAGUGGUAAUGCAGCCCAGACUCCCAGUGAAUGCAGUGGUUCCACAGGACAAGCUAGACCAUGGAUGGGCAACUAGGCAGCCCGUUUUGAAGGCACUCAGAUUUUUUUUAUGGGGGGGGGGGUUAAAUGUGUAGAAUUGCAAGAAAUGAUAUGAGUACGCAGGAUGUGGGUAUGCAGACCUGUGAGAAACUGCGACCCCUCAUGGUGAGUUCAGAUUUUAGCUUAAAUUUUAAGUGAAAAAUCUGUUACUGUGGAAUUGCCCAUAACAAUUUAGCAGUCUUAUGGCUAUUUAGCAGUCUUAUGGCUAUUUAGCAGUCUUAUGGCUUGGGGAUAGAAGCUGUCUCGGAGCCGGACGGUAGCAGAGUGAACAGUCUAUGGCUUGGGUGGUUGGAGUCUUUGGCAAUUUUUCGGGCCUUGCUCUGAUACCACCUGAUAUAGAGGUCCUGGAUGGCAGGGAGCUGUCCGCACCGCGCCACGGUAGUCUUAUGGUUCAUUGGCUCCUUUAAGAAGUCUCACUCUCAUAAUUGAUUUAAGAUAUCCAGCACUGGAAAAACGGUAAUGAGCAGUAGACCUGUAGUUGCCACUGUUAUUGAUCCUCCUCACUCAAGAGGACCUGUCACUCGACCUGCGAUUUCUACUUUUCCUUAUCACUGAAUUAGCUCACUCUAAAGUUGUCCCACAUUGGCAUGUACAGAGGACACUGGGUCUACCUCAAUUAGGGCUUGCGUGUUACAUCAGUGAUGGGACUAACCAUGUAUUUAACUAAAUUCAGGGCUGAGGGAGCAGUAUUCACUUGCCAGCAGUAGAUGAGAGGGAGAUGGUGCAGGGGGAGAGGUACCUGGCAUUAGACUGGCCUGACGGGUCUUAUGGAGCCCCAGUGCCGAGCACAGCACUAUGAAACCCAGUCAGUAAUCCCCAAGGGGGUGUCCCUCUGCUGUUGGAGUGCUUGCACACAUCUACCAAAUAGGCUGUUAUUAACACAGAGGGGAUCUCUCCCUCUUCCUAUCCUUCUCCCCCACCCCAUCCUCCAGCCCCUGAGCCCAGUUCCUCUCAAGGCGAUGAGAAUAAGGGUCUCUGUAGAGCUUGUUAAAAGGAGGUGAGGUAACCACUCUGAGGGAUUACUGAUGGUGUUACAAUUACUAGCGUGGAGGCUUUUCAGCACAGCGGGCUUGAUGACAGGUUGCUCUUGUUCAAGAGCUCUGUAGAUGUCCAGGCAGCUGGAGAAACCUACUUUGACCGAACAAAAUGACAGCGACACGUAAACUUAUCAGAUUGGUCCGGUGAUGGCCAAAUCCGCUAUGUGAAUUGAGGACACGGCCUGACCUCUCAACUGGCUGAUGUGUUUCUCUUGGGCAGUAGCAGUGCUGCGUAACUCAGGAGCUUCUCAUUACGCUCUGCUCGCUGCCAAACAGGACAUCUGACGCUGACUCACUCUUUGGUUGAGGUAAUGUGCUGGCCAUGAGCUGAAGUCUGGGGAGAAAAGAGACAAGAAAUGCAGCAGAGCAGAAAGUGACUGGAUACUAGAGGUGGUAGGAGGUUGAGGGGGAAGCGUUGCUGCUUGAAAUAGUUCCACAGACCUGAAUGUUACUGUAUGUAGGAAGCUCUCUGAGUGAAGGGCUGUAAUAAUGUGUAGCCUCACAGAGUGAUUUCACUGAACUGGGUUAUGAUUGAUUGGCAGCACGGGAGAGAUGAGGUGGAGGUGAAAGGGGUAGGGCUAGGAAUUGCCAGAGACCUCACGAUACGAUAUUAUCACGAUACUUAGCUGCUGAUACGAUAUUUACGUAAUUUAGCAGACGCUCUUAUCCAGAGUGACUUACAGGAGCAAUUCGACAGAUUUUUCACCUAGUCGGCUCGGGGAUUAGAACCAGCGACCUUUCGGUUACUGGCACAACGCUCUUACCCACUAAGCUACCUGCCGCCCAAUAUGUAUUGGGAUUCUCACGAUGUAUUGCGAUUUGAUGUUCCAAACAUAUUGCUCACUAUAUGUCUGCUGCAGAGAGGCGAGAGAGCCAUGAGAAAAUGAGUUUUGAUCAGUCAGGGAAAUAAAAGUGCUGAAAACAUGUUGGCUCACGUGAAGAAGGAGAACAAGCUGUAAGAUGAAAAAUACCAGCGUUUUGGCGCUGGUACAGCGGACUAGCGCUAGAUAAUGCUACCUAGCAAUGAACAAAUAUUUGGAUUCAAAGUAUCGAUAUAAUUUCGCGAUAUGUAACUAUAGAUUUUUCCCCCCAUCACUAGAAAGGGGGGAGGUGAAAGAAUGCUGGCAGGGCUGAUUAGGACGGGAGGUCUUCACUGGGCAUAGAGGAGUGGUUUGAAAAGCUGGCGCUCUGUCUCUUCAGAGAGCUGCUUUGUCUCUCAAUGGGCCCUGCUUCCUCUCUGGAGGAGUAGACAUCGCCUAAUGAAAAACACGUUGUCAUUAACUCGCUCAGAAGAACCCAAGAAAUGCGGUUAACAUUCCAGAGAACUUCGUUUUUUUUUUUAAACGGACUAAAACCUCACUUAAGAUUACAAUGCUCAAAAGUAUUUUUUUCCCCCUAAGUUGGUUGCUCAUAUUUUCAAAUGUUUUGGCUUGAGACCCAAGAUAUUAAUGGCUGCCAUCCCAAUUUAGUGAUGGACAAUGGCGCACUGUUUGCGUGUUAUUGUAAUUUAUUCCUCUGCUGCCAAUCCAGUCCAUAUUUAUCCUUCUUGAAAAAGCUUUGUCAGCAUAAAGGUGACAGCAGUCAAGUCAAUCUUUAUGUAGCGUGCAUUAUCACAAGCACAGCAAAGGAUGGGUGCAGAUAUUGAUGUGGCCCCAUUUGAAACAGAGCCUAAACUCCCUAUCAACCACUGAACACGUUUCCACCCCCUGUACCGUCAUAUCAAAAUGUUACUCAUCUUUUUAUUAUGUUUCCAGGAGACCUUCAUUUUUAUACACAUUUCACUUUUCGGGCCAGUGAUGGCAUGAAAAAGAAUAAUCGUGUUGGAAAUAUAUUUCAGAGAUUCUAGAUUGCCAAGAUGCAUACAGCGGUUUGGAAUAUUCAGGAAAAACAACCCUGAAGGCAUUCUUUCGAAAACAACAACAAAGUACAGUCUCUACCACAAAGUCCAACCAAGGUGCACAAAAUGAAGAACUAACUGCAUGCAUCUACAAAAAUAUGAAUCCACUCUGGGGGCAGUUAAAAACAACAACACAACACAGUGAUAGAGGAUCUGGCCAUUCCAGGUUAUUGGACGAGGGAGACCUGUUUUUCUGUCUGGAGAGUUAAAACCACAACAUUUGAUACUGAACAUAGUGGACUGGGACAUAACAAUGUGAAUAAUAAUGUGCGGACCUAAAUCCAUGCAUACUAAAAGAGUAAACACUCUGACUGAUUUAAUUCUCCCCUUUUCUUCUGUAGAUCAAGAAAGCCUACCGACAGAAAGCCUUGACAUGCCAUCCAGAUAAGAACCCAGACAACCCAAAAGCAGGUGAGUGAAAUGACACCUUGUGUAUCGGCCUUCUGCCUCUGUAGCAGAUUGUAAAACCUGAACUCCAUCACCACCAGCUACGUCCAUGAUUGUGACCUGACACACGCUGUGAGAAUAUAGUGUGUGUGUGUGUUCAGUGUCUUGUAUGACUGGGAGGUUAACAUGGGUAUUCAUGUGCAGUGUGGCCCUGUCAACAGGCACCAUGGUGACAUCUACUCUCCUAACCCACAACAUUACAUGCUGACAUCUCCUCCACUAAACCCUCUAGAGUCUGACCUUGCUGCCAGAUGGACCUCCACGACUAACCAGAGCAGAGCCUUCCCACAAGCCCUCCAGCCAUGCGGGCCAGCCCCAGCCAGACAGCAUGACUAGCGUUUACCCAGUCAGCCCCUUUGGCACUCCGCGGCCUGUCGCCAACAAACGUCAACAAUCAGUUUCGGAAGUUUCAAUAUAAUUCUCUGUCAGGGGAAAAAAGGCACCGUGGCGAAGGCAUGUCGUAAGGCAUGUUUUCAAGUGAGGUUUGUGCGGUUGCUGGAUGCCUCUUACUAUUCCUGAUUAAGUCAAAAAUGGGAAAGAAGGGGGUAAUGGGGGGCUGAGUGGAAUAAAACUGCUCGAUUUCCCAGAAAUUAAAAGGAGAUGUUGAAGAUUAUGCUCUUUCACAUCACAUGCACUGAUUUACCCACUCACACGAGAGGUUAAGAGCCCUGAGACUGUAGCCCGAAGCGAUGGGGGGGUGUUGAGGUGGGGGUGACGUUCCACCCCCCCCCCCCCCCCCAAUAUACACCCCCUGUGCUGUAACAGUCUGAGCUGCUCCAGACAAUGUGGCACUCCAGCAGGCUUUCAUUCAGCCAGCUCUGCUCCAUGUGCGUAGGUAACUUUACCCGUCCACUUGCAGCAAAGUCUCUAGAGCCUGCUGUUUGUGUGCUGCUUUUAUCACAGGGAGUAACAGUAGAGGCCCGUUAGAUAGGGGAAAAAAACUCCCAUAAGUGAGUGAUUAAGCGUGCAGUAGUGGGGCUGUUAUGAGCUGGGGGUUUGCGGUGCUGGGGGGGGUGGAUAGAGGCGAGCGCCGGGGAUUUGCGUGGUACUUGUGAUUGCCCCUGUGGCCCCUUAGGGCUCCCUAAUGGGAGAUGGAUUGAGAGGCCUGGGUGGAUUUAUGUGGGAAAAGUGUGAGUGGAUCAUUGGGGAACCAGGUUUCGUGAGACUCCAGGCACAUUUUAACGCAGGAAAUGUCUCCGUUUAUGUCAGCCCUGGGUCCUGCGUUGGCAAGGAGACAUCACAGAGAGCACACGCCUGCUCGUUUUUUAAACCCUGCCUCAUUUCGGUCCUCUACAUGCAACGCACAGCCCCCCCGGUCUCUCCCUCUCUCUCCCCUCGCGUGUUAGCAGCUCACUAAAGUAUCAUUACCUUGCGUUGUUAACCUUUGUUCCAUUUGGUUGCUGUUUUUAAAACUAACAUUCUACACAUACACUAUGGCCCCCUUAACCACAUCUUAAGUCCUCACUGAGCAGGAAUAUGAGAUUGUGUAUGUUUCUAUGUAUUGUACAGUAUUUAUUAUCUCUAAAAUAUGACAGUGUCCUUGGUGUUUCCUCCGCAGCUGAUCUCUUCCACCAGCUGUCCCAGGCCCUAGAGGUGCUGACUGAUGCUGCUGCCAGGGUAAGACUUCUGUCCUCUCUGUCUGUCUGAUACACACCCAUCAUCCAUACCCCCCACCAGGCCCUCUUUCCCUCUUCUCUCCAACUGUUCAUCACAUCAAACUGUCCUCCUCUCCUCUGUUUCAGGCUGCUUACGAUAAGAUAUGCGCUGCCAAGAAACAAGCAGAGGAGAGAAACAACAAGCUAGAUGCUAAGAGGAGGAAGAUCAAGCUAGGUGAGCCCUCAGACCUGUGCCAACUCAACAAGCACUUCCCUCAGUAACACAAAACUGGCGAUUUAGGAUGAUGCUAACUGUGUGUGUGUGUGUGUGUGUGUGUGUGUGUGUGAUUUUCACAGACUUGGAGGCCAGAGAACGCCAGGCUGAGGCCCAUAGUGCAGAGCAGUUCCAAAACACCAGAACUCUAGAGGAGGAGGUAAGAAAGAUCCUAGUUUCCUACUCUGACCCUAGAAGAACAGAUUAUACAGGACUGUUUCACUUGAAUGCCAAUCCCUCACCCACACACAGUCAGGUCUAGAGCAGUGAGGUGGCAAAAACAAUAGGCAUCCUGGAGGAUGGAUGAAGCAGAAUAUACAAUACAUGCUCAGCUCAACUGCCUGCACCACACACAGUCAGCCCCAGAGUACAGCUGUUUGAAUCACUGGCUUAGUGAAGGUAACACACACAGCCACCUCCACUCUCCUCGGCCCUCAUACCCUCUCAAACAGCUGAGCCUAUCGCUGUUAUAACGCACACUUUCACAUGUUUCCCUUGAUUGACCUUGAAAUUCACUAAAUUUCAAGGUCAAUCAAGACGUGGGCAAACAACGAAGCCGCAGCGAUAUCUCGCAGAAGUGUUUUAUUUUGUACUUAUUUUUCUCCCCAAUUUUGAUCUUGUCUCAUCGCUGCAACUCCCCAAUGGGCUCGGGAGGCGAAGGUUGAGUCAUGCAUCCUCCGAAACAUGACCUGCCAAACAGCGCUUCUUAACACCCGCCUGCUUAACCCAGAAGAAGCCAGCCACACCAAUGUGUCAGAGGAAACACCGUUCAUUGUUAACCCUGGGGUUGUUGUCCUGUCAGAUUGCCCGUCUGAGAGAGGAGGGCUCCAGGCAGCUGCAGGAAGAACAGAGGCUGAUCAAGGAACAGAUCCAGAGGGAGAGGGAGACACAGCUCCACCACACAGGCACAUCAGACUACACAUCUACAGGUACAGCACCUAGAGCUACAGUGGGGAAAAAAAGUAUUUAGUCAGCCACCAAUUGUGCAAGUUCUCCCACUUAAAAAGAUGAGAGAGGCCUGUAAAUUUCAUCAUAGGUACACGUCAACUAUGACAGACAAAAUGAGAAAAAAAAGAAUCCAGAAAAUCACAUUGUAGGAUUUUUAAUGAAUUUAUUUGCAAAUUAUGGUGGAAAAUAAGUAUUUGGUCAAUAACAAAAGUUUCUCAAUACUUUGUUAUAUACCCUUUGUUGGUAAUGACACAGGUCAAACGUUUUCUGUAAGUCUUCACAAGGUUUUCACACACUGUUGCUGGUAUUUUGGCCCAUUCCUCCAUGCAGAUCUCCUCUAGAGCAGUUAUGUUUUGGGGCUGUCGCUGGGCAACACAGACUUUCAACUCCCUCCAAAGAUGUUCUAUGGGGUUGAGAUCUGGAGACUGGCUAUGCCACUCCAGGACCUUGAAAUGCUUCUUACGAAGCCACUCCUUCGUGGCCCGGGCGGUGUGUUUGGAAUCAUUGUCAUGCUGAAAGACCCAGCCACGUUUCAUCUUCAAUGCCCUUGUUGAUGGAAGGAGGUUUUCACUCAAAAUCUCACGAUACAUGGCCCCAUUCAUUCUUUCCUUUACACGGAUCAGUCGUCCUGGUCCCUUUGCAUAAAAACAGCCCCAAAGCAUGAUGUUUCCACCCCCAUGCUUCACAGUAGGUAUGGUGUUCUUUGGAUGCAACUCAGCAUUCUUUGUCCUCCAAACACGACGAGUUGAGUUUUUACCAAAAAGUAAUAUUUUGGUUUCAUCUGACCAUAUGACAUUCUCCCAAUCCUCUUCUGGAUCAUCCAAAUGCACUCUAGCAAACUUCAAGACGGGCCUGGACAUGUACUGGCUUAAGCAGGGGGACACGCCUGGCACUGCAGGAUUUGAGUCCCUGGCGGCGUAGUGUGUUACUGAUGGUAGGCUUUGUUACUUUGGUCCCAGCUCUCUGCAGGUCAUUCACUAGGUCCCCCCGUGUGGUUCUGGGAUUUUUGCUCACCGUUCUUGUGAUCAUUUUGACCCCACGGGGUGAGAUCUUGCGUGGAGCCCCAGAUCGAGGGAGAUUAUCAGUGGUCUUGUAUGUCUUCCAUUUCCUAAUAAUUGCUCCCACAGUUGAUUUCUUCAAACCAAGCUGCUUACUUAUUGCAGAUUCAGUCUUUCCAGCCUGGUGCAGGUCUACAAUUUUGUUUCUGGUGUCCUUUGACAGCUCUUUGGUCUUGGCCAUAGUGGAGUUUGGAGUGUGACUGUUUGAGGUUGUGGACAGGUGUCUUUUAUACUGAUAACAAGUUCAAACAGGUGCCAUUAAUACAGGUAACGAGUGGAGGACAGAGGAGCCUCUUAAAGAAGAAGUUACAGGUCUGUGAGAGCCAGAAAUCUUGCUUGUUUGUAGGUGACCAAAUACUUAUUUUCCACCAUAAUUUGCAAAUAAAUUAAUUAAAAAUCUAACAAUGUGAUUUUCUGGAAAAAAAAUUCUCAAUUUGUCUGUCAUAGUUGUCGUGUACCUAUGAUGAAAAUUACAGGCCUCUCUCAUCUUUUUAAGUGGGAGAACUUGCACAAUUGGUGGCUGACUAAAUACUUUUUUACCCCACUGUAUAUACCUCCCCCCUCCCUUUUUGUUUUUACACUGCUGCUACUCGCUGUUUAUUAUCUAUGCAUAGUCACAUUACCCCCACCUACAUGUACAAAUUACCUCGACUAACCUGUACCCCCGCACAUUUACUCGGUACCAUACCCCCAGUAUAUAGCCUCGUUAUUGUUACUUUUAAUUUAAUUAAAAAAUGUUACGUUCAUUUAUUUAGUAAAUAUUUUCUUAACUCUAUUUCUUGAACUGCAUUUUUGGUUAAGGGCUUGUAAGUAAGCAUUUCACGGUAAGGUCUACACCUGUUGUAUUCGGCGCAUGUGACAAAUACAAUUUAUUUUGAUUUGAAAUGCACUCCCUGUGCUGUAACAGUCUGAGCUGCUCAGGCCAAUGUGGUACUCCAGCGCCCAUAUAGAACUUUAUUCUUGAAAUGUUGGUGAUGUAACUCGGGCUCCCGAGUGGCGCAGCGGUCUAAGGCACUGCAUCUCAGUGCUUGAGGCGUCACUACAGACCCCCUGGUUCGAUUCCAGGCUGUAUCACAACCGGACGUGAUUGGGAGUCCCAUAGGGCGGCGCACAAUUGGCCCAGCGUCAUCCGGGUUUGGCCGGUGUAGGCCGUCAUUGUAAAUAAGAAUUUGUUCUUAACUGACUUGCCUAGUUAAAUAAAGGUAAAAAUAAAAUAAAUAACAGUACGAGAACGCCUCUGACAGUUCCCUAUGAAAUGACCCGCUGUAAACAAGCAAAACAGAGUAACACAUUUAAUAGACAUUUUUAUUGAUUAGCAUUCUGGAUAAUGUGUAUCCAAGUCUUUACUGUGUUGUUGUGUCAACAAACUGCAUAUCUGCUUUCACUGGACAUCUUCAUAGGAAGCGUUAAAUAUCACUUAGCAACAGCUAUGGAGAAGAAAGUGCCGCUCUUGGAACGUUCAACCGCAUUGGCCUAACUCUCUCUCUGUAUGGCUCUGAACCACACCAGUCACUCAACACUGCACUGACUGCCUUGUUACCCUCUAAUGUAUUUUUUUGCCCAUGGUGCUGUCAAUGAGACGCACUGCCAAGCCUGUCUACUAAACCAGGCCAGUCAACAGGGCAGUGAGCGGCCAGUCGGACAUAUAUUAUACAGUACCCAGCCCGUCUGGACUGAACAACAAUGGAAUGUUCUUUGACUUAGAAUAUGUUAUGUUGCUUAGGAACACAAAACUGUUUGUAAUAUUAGUAUGAAAGGCCUAUUUUUGUCCUUUGGCAGAGAAAUAACCUAGCUACAUAAUACAGACCUAACAGAACAUAUACAGCUUCAUCAUCUGGUUGACUAGCAUUCUACCUCUUAAUAUCACAUUUGCGUUUGGGGGGGAAAUAUGCUGGUUCUGGGCUGGAGCCAUCAUAAACCGUUGUCUAAAUGUCUAAUAAAGGGAUGUGAUGGGAGUCAAGGUUGUGGGAGAUGAUGAGGUCUUGGCCUGGCCCCCCAUUGUGGCUACACACUAAGUCAUGCAAGGUCAGCACGUCUUCACUGAGACCAUCUGUAUCUCUGCUCGCACGCGAUUGGGCCUCACCGGGCCUCUGCGGUAAGGACUUCCUGGAACAACGCCCUGUUACGACUCCGGAGGCGCCCGGCGGGUCAGCAGGCUUGGGACCAGUACGGUUGGGGGAUGAACAACCAAAGGCUGAUCAUGUAUGACCUGCGGUGAUGCGAGACAAGCGGUCCUGUCCGUCUCCCAAUGAUGGGACAACAAUGUCUUGACCACUGUGACGGAGCCCUCCCCGACCAACCGCACGUCUCAUUUGUCUUUUUGAAAUGUUUUGUCUGCCUGAAUAAAUAAUAGUUUCUUUGUCUUUCUCUUUCUCUGUGUCUCUCCCUUUCCCUCGCUCUCUCGCAGACUCAGCUGUUGGAAGGCAUUCCAAGAGCAAUGUGACCCCCAAAUUAAAAGUAAGUUAUAAUAUUGCUUUUAGUCAGGGGAUUGGAAGAGGGGUCAGCUUGUAGGGUUGAGAUUCUUGGAGAAGGAAUGGUGGAGGAGAGUCUCCAUACUGGUGUCCUCCUGAGGAAUCUCUGAAGUGAGUUAAACCAUGGCCAGAACCUCCAAGGUAUUUCAUUAGUAAGGGGUUUAGGAUGGAAACCAAGACAUUUGUGAAAUAAUGGAGAGCACAUACACUCCUCCCCAAGUACGUAUGUGUCCUGUUCCUCUGUCUGUUCCUCUCCAGUGUACUGUAGGCCAUCGUCAGGAGAGCUGUAACCACGUAAAUAGAGGGUUAUUAUAUUUCCUUUGGAAACCACCCAAUCCACAUCUAUUAAAGGACACAGGGGAUGUUAGCUAAUGUCUUUAAGUAUUUAAUAUUGUUAAAACAUCUGAUACCCAUGAAGAACGGUGUAUCCCCCAAAUAAUCAGUUUGUGUCAGGAAAACAAACGUCAGGGUUGAGUCUUGCUACGGUAUUAAACAUAUCAUAUUCACGUACUGUACAUGUGAAUAUUAUUCCAUACAUUGCUCUAAGGGGCAGUUGUAUCUGAUAGUUGGGAACACGCAAGAAGUCAAUAUCAAAGUCAGACGUCAUUUAGUCAGAUUUUGUUAUGGAGCAAUAUUGAUAGAUGAAAAUUAAUUACAUCUGUAUCUUUUUUAUAGUACAACAUUCAAGCCAUAUUGUUUCUGGCCCUAGAGCGUUGUUCUUUCCUUCAGUAUUCUGAAUAAUUUUGACAAAUUUUCGGAUGUUAUUUUGGUGUAGAAUAAAUUUCAAAACUACUGGGGGACAUUGACCCUUACGUUUCUAAUAGUCCUCAUCGAUUUCAACAGUGCUAUUUGGAAGUUGAUCAUAAACCAUUGUUGUCCUCCCCACUGUGGCAGAUUCUUUGACAAGAGAGUGAAAUAUGACCUCUGAUUAUGCACUGUUAUUUUUCCUGUGAGGGUUUUUGUUCUAAAAUAUUUCGUUAUUUGUGGCUUUCAAGCGUGCGUAUCAAAUGUACCAGAGCAGUUGGGGACUGCCAGGGAACUCCAAUCUCUUUAGAGUUGUUUAGACUGUCAGUAACAUACACCGCAGCAACGUGCUGGAGCAGCCUGACAUUUGGGUAUCACCCAAGAUCUGUUCCGCCUUGUUAGAAGAUUAAUGGAAUACAAGGUUAUCGUUGGGUAGAGGAGAAAGCACAUUUUCAAAAUAAUUGUUUGAAAAAGAAAUGUGUGUAGACUGGGCAAUUCCCAGAAAGGCUCCCUCUGACAGUGAACAGAGUGUUGGUCUGGACCUUUAGUCUGGCUGCUUGCCUUUGAUAAUUCUGCUCCAGAUAGUUAGCGAGAUAAAGUCUUGAACCUGCAGGGUUAUGAAUGGAAUUAGCCUGUUACAUAACAUCUUACUCAGAGAGCUAAGCACUGGGAAAAUGAAACAUUUGCAAUUGAAAUGCUGUACAGUAAAUUGAGUAAACUUUCAGCUGUCAGCCAACAUUACAGAGAUCAUUGCUUUAUUACAUGGUAUUUGCUAAUAAUGACCAGAGCUAACAAGGGGUUUUCUCAGAAUAACUCUCACAUAUUUCUCUGUGAAUGAGUGACCCUCACGUUAGCUACAUGCCACACAUAUACGUCUCUGGUUCGAUCUGUUUUGCGUUAGGUGCUCAUUAAAAGGCCUAGUGAUGUGUGUUGCGUUGUGGCUAGCAGUAACCAAGAGGAUUAAGUAAGUGUAAGUUCCAUAACCAAAGAUGGGUUAUUUGGCUCUCGGUUUUUCUCUCUUAACUCUAUGUAUUUUUCUCUUUCAGUUGAAGUGGAAGUGUAAAAAGGAGGAUGACACCAACGGGGGCUACUCUCAAGACUUCAUUUUGAGCCUUCUAUCAAAGGUGGGUGCCCUGAAUGUGAAUCACCAGAUAUCACUGCAUGGCUGAGAUUCAAAAGGCCACCACCUUUAAGUUGGCACACAGUUUUUACUAAGAGCAACAGUUUCUCCCACCUGCAUCUUUUGGAAGGAGCUAUGACUCAUACCGUAUGUCUCAUAUUAAAUGUCCUAUUUGAAUGUGUAAUGUAGCAGUAGAGACACUGGUUAUAUAAUCAUACUUGUAGAAUAUAUCUCUGAGGGCUUGUCCCCUGCUGCAUCACGGACCUGUAUCUCACCCCAACUCUCCUGUAAUGAGACCUGCCUGGUGUCCAGCUCACGUUUGAGCUCUGCAUGACAUCAGUGUUAUAGAUGGUUUUAUUUUCCACUUUAUACAAGCCCCAUUAAGUUUAGUAGCAGUGAAAGCGCUGGGGGCAAUGCAGUGCCCUCUUAAAGUGGUGCACGCCAUUGUUAGUGCCCCGUUACUGGGCAGGUUUAGCAGUGCCAGGGGAGUUGCUAGGAAAUGUGCUCUUCUCAUGCAACCGUGUACCACCUCGAACUGCAACCAGCUAAGGGUGUUUUGGUGGGGCUUAGGUUGGGCAGGAAUGAGGAUAGGGCAAGUCCAUGUGUCACUGACGUCAAAAGCUCGAAAAAAGGUUGAACUUUCAAUUUCUCCUCCGCACGCACUCAAUCAAUCAGUCAGGCGUGGGAGGCUGGGUCAAAGGAUUGUGGGAAAACAAAUGUUGUUUUUACUUAUGAGUGGCAGGUAAUGCUUGAGUAGGAGUAGCCGCCCAUUUGUGGGAAUGGGGACUGUGUGUGUGUUUUGGACUCACACAACCUUACGUCUGCGCUGGAGGGAAACAAAUUUGGAUUUAUAAUAUAGGGGUCUACAGAGACUCCUGUUUGUCACUGUUGGCAUGCUGUGGAGUGUUUUCAGUGUCCAUUAGCAUUCCAGGCCUGUCCUUUUCCCAGAGAUGCAGAUUCCUCGGAAUGGGAUUCUUAGAGGCCUCCUUGCUGGGGCUCUUUAGGAGUGGGCUUAAUGAGAGAAGCCCUCUAUUUCAGGUGACAUACUGUAUCAGCCAGCAGCCUUCUCUCUGCUGCAGGCCUUUACCCAGAGGAGCCCAGCCUCCAUCAGCCAAGAGACUCUCUGUAAUUAUCAGUGCAGCUGAGACGGAUCAGCUUUUACUGCAGUCAGAGACUCAGUCCAAGUCCUGUCUCCACUCUCCAGCUCCUCUCUGUGUGUGUGUGUGUGUGUGUGUGUUAGAAGUCAGUGGUUGACCCAGGCUGGACUGCUCCUACCCUGUACUCCCCUGUCUCUGACUUGUACUGGCAGGCAGCUGGACAAGGGCCACAGCUAAUUUCAGCUCAUACCAGAACAUGAUGUUUUAUUGAGUUUUCUCACCACAUAUAGAGCAGGCUAACUGAAUAAAUAAAAGUAGUAGUUUAUGACGAAGUGUCCCAGUUGAUUCUCUUCCAAAUGUUACUGAGGUUAAUGUUUUUCUGCAAAUGAAUAAUAAAGAAAUACAUUAGGGUAGGGUUCAUGUAAUUUUAGAGCCACAUUUAGGGAUAAUGUAAUGUUUCUCAUUCUCUGGAACAAAAUGGGUCCCUCCCACUAUCUCUUGCGGGCCAAAUCACAGUAUGUCCUACGCAUAGUUGUUAUUGUGUAACUUGAAAACUCAGCAAUUCAAAAUGCAUAAUCUAAUAUUGCCAUUGGAGGUGGUGUUCUGAUGUGAUAUUUACAUUUUAGUCAUUUAGCAGACGCUCUUAUCCAGAGCAACUUACAGUUAGUGAGUGCAUACAUUUUCAUACUGGCCUCCCGUGGGAAUCGAACCCACAACCCUGGCAUUGCAAGCGCCAUGCUCUACCAACUGAGCUACACUGUAGAAUGUAAGGUUUUACAGUCCUGUCCAGUCAUCUAUUGUGUUUUUACUACUGAUUAAAAAUUAUUCAAAUUUCUGGCUAUGUGAUAUACUUUCAGGAAACAUUGAGUACUAACUCUCUCUGUUUCUGUGUCUCUUUCAGUAUGGCAACGUUUUAAAUGUUCUCAUAUCAAGUAAGAAGAGAGGAAGUGCUGUGGUAGAAUUUGAAACCGUCAAAGCAGCUGUAAGUAUUCUGUUUGUUUCAGAAUUGAUACACACUCAUUUCAUCUCAAUUCGUAUUGAAAAGUCACUGAAAUCAAUCAAUACCCACCAGCUUUUACUUAUUGGGCUUUAUUACUAUUUGGUUUGCACUGAGCACUAUGCGUCUCACCAACUUCCCAGCCCAAGGCCCCCCAUGAUGACAUUUUGAUGAGUCUCUGUGCGUUGACAGAACAGGGGAGUUGACAGAACAGAGGAGUGUUCUGAUGGGAACCAGGAGAACAGAAGGGCUGAGCCACCUCAUUGUUCAGACUGUCUGAGUCCUCUGCCCCUUUGUUGUCGUGUGCUGUUUUGUUGUGGGCUCUGGUGUGCCGUGUGGUUCCCCUCAAGAGAACAUAUCUGCUGUCCCCUGGGGAGCCAGACUCGGGGCCUGUGGUUUCAGUCUCUCUGUCUGGAGAUCUCAGGGUCCUUGCGCUGCUAGGGGGGUUGGGGGUAUCUAAAGUUCACCCCACGUGUGUUUCAAAUACACAAUACAAAACCCCACACAAACUCCAUGGAACUGAAAGGAGUAGAGAGGUUGAUGGGGGAAAGAAUGGCUUGUCAGCAGGUCAUGUCACACUGGGUCUAACUCUACUCCUUUGUUUUCUCCAGGAACUGGCAUAUAAGAACGAGAGUGGCGUUACAGCAAACCCACUGAAGAUCUCGUGGCUUGAGGGACAGCCUGAAGUCAUCACCCCAGUUGUGUCGCAGGUUCAGCAAACAACUGGACAGUACUUCCCGCCUAUACAGGUAUGUAACCAGGGGCAACCUUCACCACGAGCAGGGCAACCUCUCCCCAACCUGAAUGUGCUUAGACCUAAUUCUCCUCCUCUCCCAUCAACGAUAAUGUAAGCCCUAUGUUACCAAAUAUCCCCAUGUACUUGGCGUUCAAUCAAAAUAACAUUUCUUAAAACGAUCCCGUAAAGAGAAGUAUGUAAACGUCUGCAGUUUUAUUUUCGUAUCAGUGAGCAAAUAUUGCCCCGGCACUUGCACUAUGGCUCAGGGCAAUGUGUUUGGUUAAAUGGGCUUAGGUUUGUUUGGCUUGGAGAAGCAGUGUGUUGGCCCGGCGCUGGCCCGUUCCCCAGCCCAUGGCCCGCCUCUCAUUAAGGGCUGACCCACCAGGGAGACCCAUGGAAUGCCUCGCUCCAUCAGAACCACACAGUGACCCGACCUGACCAGCGUGCCGUAAUAGCAGGCUGGCACAAGAGGGUGACUACCCCUUUCUCUCUCUAUCCAGAGUGGUGCCCAGCCCAGCAGUCCGUCUGCCCACCUUUUUGCUAACCUCCUGGUCGGCUUUCAUCACGUACUGGCACUUUGGAGGCCUUUUCCAGUCAGAGAAAUGUUGCAGCACAGUUGGAAAAUGUAGGUGGAGGAUGAAGGUGAUCUGAGUCAGUUUGAGGAUUACAGGACAUUUCAGCUCCUCUCUUGUCAUGAGCUAGACAUGACUCAGUCUGUCUCAAUGUCCAUAAUCACCAUUACUUAGUUUCAGUGCUGUGGUCAUUUAGGACUAAUGAUAUUAAAAUUGACUUUGUUUUAUAAAGAGAUUUUCCAUACAUUUCCUUUAAGCUGUGCUGUAUUUGGGUUUGGGUCUGCAUGGUUUUGGACCAGUAGACUCUCCCUCCCCAGAGCUGCUGAUAAACUGUUUCACCUCUCAACCCACCACAGCACAGUGACUCAGGCCCCUCGUCAGGGUUAGCACUCCACGCAGGGUUCACAGCCCUGCCUACUCACUCAGACUUGUCAGAGUAAUAUGUUUUCAUGUUAUUAUGGUAACCGGUUUUGCCUUACACAUAUCCAACGCAGAUUGCUUCAUCUCUCGCAGAGCUUUUCAAGGCAGAGAACGAAAACAUGAUUAUGGUAGUGUAAUUUUCACAUUAGCCCUCAGUGAGAACGCUUCUCACUAAAGAGGCCUACAUGACAUAAUGGGGAUCCAGUGAAUAUGAGUAAUAUUGUCCCAUAUGGCCCGGGUCACUGGAGACUGGGGAGAACCAUGGAGGUCCUGAGGAGUCUGUCUGGGUUCCAGAACACUGCUUUUCUCUCUCUUUCCCUUUGCCUCCGCUCCCUCUCCCUCUCUUUCUUCAUCUCCCUUUCUCUCUCUUCCAAUCUCUCCCCCUUUCCUUUUCCUUCUUUCUCCCUUUCUUUCUCUCGCUCCCUUUCUCGCUCUCUCUCCGUCACUGUGACCAGUUGCGAUCACAGAGGAGCAGCGGUGCUGAUACCUGCUUUUUAACCUCAUCAAUCCAGCCCCAGCACAGCAGGGAGCCCAGGGACACACAUUAUUUCACACUCUGCUCCACUCUGUUUAAUAAGAGAAUCUGCUGGGCCCACACGUCCCAAGAGGCCCCUGGGGGCCCCUACUAUCACACACUGGACUGUAGCAAAGUUUGACAGAUAGAGCCUGAAGUGACAUGUAUGAGCAAUGUUGUACUGCUGUGCUGAGUGAUUCUCUAAGCCUGUGAAUGAUACAGGCUCUCUGUAAGACAUGGGUGUGUUGUCAGGCGUUUCACCAGGAGGGGACACCAUGUAGAGACAAUACACUACGUUCUUCUUAACAUUAAUGAUCAAGCAGGGUAAGGAACAGAGGCCCUGUCCCGGCCAGGCCAUGGUGCAGAGAAUUGCUCCCCUUGCUCCAGACUGAUUUAAAUCCCUUGUAUUUGGAUAGGAUUUAGUUUCACCUCCUGAGUGUGCUAUGUUUUGUAUCACUGCCCCAUGCAAUAAUACAUUCCCAUAAUGAGAGGUUGUGAAAUGAGUAGGUUUAUGAAAUAUAUGUAUGGUAAAUAAUUCUGUGGUAUAGUGCUGUUUUCUAACAGUCAGCGUUCUUUUCUCAGUCUCUGACGUUUGAUGAAAAGUUUUAUUGAAUGGCAGUGUAAUGUACACAGUUAGCUACGUGUCUGCUCCAGAACUUCUGAGUGGAUUACGUAAAUUGUAGAUAGAAAGAAAGAAAGAAAGAAAGAAUAAACUAUACUGUAGCUACAUAGAUGUAAUGGUAGGGACAACUGUGUGAUGUGUGUUAAUGGUGGUUAGCAUGACAAUGGAAAGUACAGAGUUUAAUUAUGGUGAAUGAAGUGUUAGAGCUGUCCCCCAGAACUCCUCACAUUUGCUGUCAAACUACAGGGAUUCACACAGUGUCAAUAUUACUCAUAGUUCAGCCUUUACCUCCCAGAAUCUCUGGAGUUUGAUGUCCACAUUCAACCAUCUGUAUCCUAUUCCCUAUCAGAAGAACUUGUAGUAUAAUCAUGUCUUUGGAAGUCAUACAUCAUUGUGUCCCCAAUUUAGAACAAUAGUUUAGCAUAUUUUAUUUUUAGAGUAUUUAUUCUGAUAAAGACUUAUCUCAGUGCUUGAUACAGCUCUGUUUAUUUAAUCUUCGAGGAAUCUUCGACUUCGAGCCUGUCACGACAUGAACCAGAUCUAGCGUUUCAUCUAUUCUUGGAUGGUUUUUCCAUCAUAUCGGAACUGCUAGCUUCCUUUUGCUGAAUAAAGUGCAAGCUCACCUAAAAUAGCCCUAAGUCUGUCUGGGCCCUGGUAUGCUGAGUGUAGUCUUGCUGCAGCUGGCUGUAGCGCUGGCUCUUUCCGGACGGAGAUAACAACUUCUAGUGUUCUGACUUCCUGGAAGAGGCCGUUUAGAGAUCAAAAGGACUAAUAUAGCAGAUUGGUUAAUUUACAUCUGUUGCCAGCUGUUAUCAGCAUGAAUUCAUUUAACUGCUUUAGCUUGGACAGGGAAUAGAGAAGGAGGUGGCGAGAUAACUGGACUAUCUCAAUGAGAUCUGGGAGCACUGGAAACCCCUGCAUUCUUCUUCAUGGAACAGUUAAAAGGAGCAAAGGGGCAUGGGAUGCUGUUUCUACAUUGCUAACUCAGUGUUUUUCCUAUGUGGACUAAAGUUGCACAUUGCAUGUGAACUUGAUCAACUCUCUUGCUUGUUUUAAUCACUGGAUGUUGAACUUUUGAGAUCUUUGAUGGUUUUGUCUUCUUCCCAAGGUCUUACGAUGCCCAAGUGUAUCAUGGAUAUCAUGCGAAGCAGUGCUAUUGUGCUGCCUUGGCCCUAAUUCGUCUUUAAAUGGGAGAGAAAUGUGUGAAUCUGUAGCUCUCUAGUGUGUCCUGACACUAUGCAGAGUUCCAUAAACAAUAUCAGUUUCAGAACCGCCCCUCACGCUGCAAACCCCAGUGAAGCGUGUUGCAUAUUUUCAGUAGCAUUAGGUUGCGCUGCCAGAUGCAAUUACAGUAGGAGUAGGAAUGUAUCAGUUGUCAAAACAAUAUUCCCCCCCCAAAUUUAAAAAAAAAAAAAAAAAUCCACCAUCUUUUGUAAGAUGGCAGGCUUUUGUGGUAUUCUGUAUGAUAGCAAGUUUGGACUUUUGGGGAAAAGUGGUACCAGAUGGGAUGGGGUACCUCACAGUUUAAAAUGUUUGGUCAUUUUUGCACAGCGGCAACAUAAUUUGUCAUCCAAUUACAUUUCUUCUCACAUCAGUGUGAGUUUGGGCAUUUGUUGAGAAUAACUUUACGUGACCCCUCUUGCGGAGAAGCCCAUUGCAGACGAUGGGGUGUCAUAUGGUCUUUGGACAGUGUGUGUGAGUUCUGUUUGUGUCUGAUUACUAUGGUAUGAUGGAGGAAGGAGACAGUAGGCCCACUGUCCCAGAGGCGUGUUAUGCCAUUGUGGAGAGUCUGGGUAAGAGGCCAUGUAGAUCUGGGCACCAGAGCAAAUUAUAUCAAAGUCCUUAACCUAGAAAGCCAAGACAUCACAUCUAGCCUAAUAAGGGCCAGGUAAACUGUCCCAGUUAACGUUCAUUAUGAAUGGAUUGCUUGUUCUGUUGAUCCAAGUUAAGUGGAGAAUAAAGGUUGACUUCGUCAAGCCACACCUUAAGCUAUUCAGUAACCUCUCUGUGAUGCAGGUGUGCUCCACGCUGUUCAUCAUAGCAAUUCAGUGCUUCCCUCAAGUUCCAGUUUUAUAUAAUAGCAGUAACUUUCAAAGUAAACCCGUCUGAAUUAAUGGAUGGUUCAGUUGGCUUGGAAUGUAUGUCUAAUUUGUGCCCACAUGUCGGUCUCUGACAUGAACUAGCUACUUCUAGUUGUCUCAUGUAAUGUAAGGUGUAAUUCCUCAGACAGGGCUUUAAUAUGGCCUCUAUGGCGGCUCAUCACUGUUAGAAAACCAAACAUCUCUGUCAGUCCAUCAAAGUGUGUAAACAGUAUUAUACAAGCCAUCUAAAAUGUUGAUGCGAGUAAUUCUUUCCCCAAACCACUGAUCUUCCACACAGUUAAAAGGGUUACAGAACACACUGGUCUAACAGUGUUUCACAAUGUGUUAUUAUUCUCAUAAAACAUACAAUACACUGAAAGACAUAACAAUUGGUUUUCCUGAAAGAUGCAUGAAAUGGAUAUAAAGUACAGAUGUACCCACAAACUUCAGUGCCUCCAUUGGAUUGUUGACGUGCAAACGCUGUUUAACUGUCUGCCAGCAGCAGGACACUCAUGGCUAGUGAAGUUCUCUGUAGUGCCUGAGGGACCCCUGGAAUGUGACUGCUUUUGGCUUUGCCCCACUAAUUUCCUUUCCUGACAGCCCCCCGCUGUGGUGCUGGCUGUGGCUCUCUCCCAGCUCCCCUGGCAGGUGGGUGAGUGGGCCCAGGACUGGGGGUGA
Coregonus sp. 'balchen' is the source of this 24634-nucleotide messenger RNA. The record is from the annotation of a GenBank genome assembly. Lineage: Eukaryota; Metazoa; Chordata; Actinopteri; Salmoniformes; Salmonidae.